AUGGCUCAAAGGGUGCCUGAUGCUGAAGAGACGGGUGUCAUCAUAUGUGGCGGUGGCCCGACAGGGACGGUGCUUUCAGCCCUGCUGGGGGCAAUGAAAGUGCCCACCAUCGUGCUGGAGCGGGAGAAAGACAUCACCACCGACCCAAGAGGCAUCGCCUUGGAUGAGGAUGGAAUCCGAAUACUACAGUCAAUUGGAAUCUACGAUCAGGUAUACACAGAGAUUGGGACGUGUAUGGAGAUAUUCAAUUUCGUCACUGGAAGUGAGCCGAACCUAUACAAAAAGCCACUGCUCACUAUGGACUACACGACGACGGAGGGAGGCACUGGCCAUGUCGGAUUUAUAUGCCACAAGCAGCCAGCAAUGGAGAAGGCGAUCCGAGACCGGAUCCACAAAAUCCCCUUCUCAGAAAUCCGGACCGAGUCUACAUUGAUCGGAAUAUCCGAAGAUCGUCACCGGGUCAUGGUCGAGUACAAGGAUCCACGAGGAGAGAUCCGAAGAUUGACAGCACCGUUCUUAGUCGGUGCAGAUGGGAAGACAGGCUACGUCAGGAAGUGCUAUCUCGAACCGAAGGGUGUCAUUUUGGAACGAUGCAAAGAGUCGGACUACGAGGAAACAUGGGUUGCGCUGAACUGGCAGAUCUCACUACCCACCGAAAAGACCCACCCAGACUUUCCCCUCUGGAGACUCGGGUAUACGCCCGAACAAGUCUACGAUCAAUUCUUCCCCAAGCAGUUCCGGUUCCUGUGCAAUCAUAAGCGCCCUUCGGUUUGCGGAAGAUUCGGUCUGAUGUCGGAUCGGCUGUGGAGGUUCGAAUUCGUUGUUCUAAAAGGCGAAGACGGCCACAAAAUGGCUACGCCCGAGGAGACGAGCAAAAUCAUCUAUCCUUAUCUCACCCACCCCGGCAGCUGGUAUGGUCUACAACAUCCAGUCAGGUUUCCUGAGGAUUGUGUCAAGACUUUGAGAUCUCGGCCUUUCUCUUUCGUGGCGAGGAGCUGUAACAAGUGGUCCUUGGGAAGGGUCAUCUUGGCUGGUGACGCGGCUCAUGUCUUCCCUCCUUUCGGCGGGCAAGGGAUUGCUUCUGGAUUUCGAGAUGCAUCUGCACUGGCCUGGAGGCUGGCGUUGUUACACCAGCAUCCGACAACGGACUAUGAAGCUCUGUUCACGGCAUGGUAUACCGAACGCAAGCAACAGCUCGAGCGCUCCCUAGCCGCCACCAUCCAGAACGGGGCGUACGUGACAGAAUCCGACCCCAUCAAGGUCUUCAUUCGCGAAUGGUACAUGUGGGCUAUCCAACUUGUCCCCAGCUGGAGGAAAGAACUUCGGAAAGGGGCCCGAGCACAAGGCAUGACAAAAUAUCGCUACAGCCCCGGACUGGCAUUUGUGGGGGAGAUGGGAGGCGGCCUGCUUCUCCCACAAAUCUACGCUUUCAACUUCAGGAAGAACACGAUCGAAUUCACGGAUGAUUUGAUCUUCUCUCCCGAUAAAAAGGGGUUGUUCCAGCUGCUUGUCUUACCGGACAGGGUGGACCAGAUCGAGUCACUUACGCGAGACCUCGAGAACAUCAGUCAACUCUCAGACACCUUGCUCCUUGGUGAGGAAGCCACCAUCCUCAUCCAGUCCACGAGUGCAUCGAUCUCCGCCGGAGACAUGCCCACGCAACAGGUGGCACGCGUUGCAACCGGCGACGAAUUCGCGCUGGACCCGCUUCUCUGCAAGAACCGACCUCCCCCAGUCGGUUACGACGAGUGGCGGCUUCGCAGGGAGACAAAGGCUAAGAAGUACGUGAUUCUGAGACCGGAUCGCUUUGUGUUUGCAGCUUGCGAUACACCUGCGGAGCUGAGAGAGGCCGUCAGCAAAAUCGCAAGUGCGUUGCAUGUGGCUUGA
Cladophialophora psammophila CBS 110553 is the source of this 1887-nucleotide messenger RNA. RefSeq lists its product as uncharacterized. The record is from RefSeq and is a predicted model, not a curated record. The transcript is spliced from 4 exons. Bases 1 to 1887 code for a protein of 628 amino acids. Gene Ontology annotation, molecular function: FAD binding. Lineage: Eukaryota; Fungi; Ascomycota; Eurotiomycetes; Chaetothyriales; Herpotrichiellaceae.